Chlorocebus sabaeus (green monkey) is the source of this 507-nucleotide messenger RNA. It is a transcript of the gene ARMS2, whose product is annotated as age-related maculopathy susceptibility 2. NCBI's taxonomy places the organism in Eukaryota, Metazoa, Chordata, Mammalia, Primates, Cercopithecidae. The record is from RefSeq and is a predicted model, not a curated record.
AUGGAGAAGGGGCUGUGGCGGCUGGCCCAGUGGAAAAGUACCUCGACCAUGAUUCAUCAGGGCAAUGCUCCGUUGGUGCCAGGCCAUCACCCCGUCUGGGAGUGCAGACAGCUGACAGCUGAAAGUCACAUCAAGAAUGGAAUCAAUUUUCAGGGAAGAAAAGAUGGCAGCUGGCUUGGCAAGGGGAUAGCACCUUUGUCACCACGUCAUGUUUUUGUACUCUACGUGCUGCACCUACACCCAGGACCAACGGUAACUGAGGCGGAGGGGAAACGAGGGCCUGAGAUGGCAAGUGUGUCCUCCUCGGUGGUUCCUGUGUCCUUCAUUUCCAUGCGAGAGUCUGUCCUGGACACUGGAGUUGGUGGAGAAGGAGCCAGUGACAGGCAGAGGAGCUAACUGUCUUUAUCACACUCCAAGAUCCCAGCUGCUAAAAUCCACACCGAGCUCUACUUACCAGCCUUCUUCUCUCUUGCUGGAACCUCCUCUGUACUCGACCAGCAGCCUUAG